Molecule: messenger RNA, 10081 nt
Organism: Manis javanica (Malayan pangolin)
Lineage: Eukaryota; Metazoa; Chordata; Mammalia; Pholidota; Manidae
Gene: MECP2
Product: methyl-CpG binding protein 2
Biological process (GO): negative regulation of transcription by RNA polymerase II
Cellular component (GO): nucleus; heterochromatin
Molecular function (GO): methyl-CpG binding; chromatin binding; double-stranded methylated DNA binding
Source: RefSeq, a predicted model, not a curated record
GUCGGCCGUGCGGGGUCUCGGCGUCGGCGGCGCGCGCGCUCCCUCCUCUCGGAGAGAGGGCUGUGGUAAAAGCCGUCCGGAAAAUGGCCGCCGCCGCCGCUGCCGCGCCGAGCGGAGGAGGAGGAGGAGGCGAGGAGGAGAGACUGGAAGAAAAGUCAGAAGACCAGGAUCUCCAGGGCCUCAAGGACAAACCCCUGAAGUAUAAAAAGGUGAAGAAGGAUAAGAAAGAAGAUAAAGAGGGCAAGCAUGAGUCCCUGCAGCCACCAGCCCACCACUCAGCUGAACCAGCAGAGGCAGGCAAAGCGGAGACCUCAGAAGGGUCGGGCUCAGCCCCAGCCGCCCCAGAAGCUUCUGCCUCCCCCAAACAGCGGCGCUCCAUCAUUCGUGACAGGGGACCCAUGUAUGAUGACCCCACUCUGCCUGAAGGUUGGACCCGAAAGCUUAAGCAAAGGAAAUCUGGCCGCUCCGCUGGGAAGUAUGAUGUGUAUUUAAUCAAUCCCCAGGGAAAAGCCUUUCGCUCUAAAGUGGAAUUGAUUGCAUACUUCGAAAAGGUAGGCGACACCUCCCUGGACCCUAAUGAUUUUGACUUCACGGUAACUGGGAGAGGGAGCCCCUCCCGGCGAGAGCAGAAACCACCUAAGAAGCCCAAAUCUCCCAAAGCUCCAGGAACUGGCAGAGGUCGGGGACGCCCCAAAGGAAGUGGCACUGCAAGACCCAAGGCAGCGUCAUCAGAAGGCAUGCAGGUGAAAAGGGUCCUGGAGAAAAGUCCUGGAAAGCUGCUCGUCAAAAUGCCCUUUCAAGGUUCACCUGGGAGCAAGGCCGAAGGGGGUGGGGCCACCACAUCAACCCAGGUGAUGGUCAUCAAACGUCCAGGCAGGAAGCGAAAAGCCGAGGCUGAUCCCCAGGCCAUUCCCAAGAAACGGGGUCGGAAGCCUGGCAGCGUGGUGGCAGCUGCUGCCGCUGAAGCCAAGAAGAAAGCCGUGAAGGAAUCUUCCAUCCGGUCUGUGCAGGAGACUGUGCUGCCCAUCAAGAAGCGCAAGACCCGGGAGACGGUCAGCAUCGAAGUGAAGGAGGUGGUGAAGCCCCUACUGGUGUCCACUCUUGGUGAGAAGAGCGGAAAGGGACUGAAGACUUGCAAGAGCCCUGGGCGGAAAAGCAAAGAGAGCAGCCCCAAAGGGCGCAGCAGCAGCAGCAGCACCUCCUCCCCCCCCAAGAAGGAGCACCACCACCAUCACCACCACCCGGAGCCCCAGAAGGCACCCGCACCGCUGCUCCCACCCCCUCCCCCGCCCCCACCUGAGCCCCAGGGCUCUGAGGACCCCGCCAGCACCCCUGAGCCCCAGGACUUGAGCAGCAGCGUCUGCAAAGAGGAGAAGAUGCCGAGAGGAGGCUCGCUGGAGAGUGACGGCUGCCCCAAGGAGCCAGCUAAGACUCAGCCUCCGGUCGCAACCGCCGCCACGGCCACGGAAAAGUACAAACACCGAGGGGAGGGAGAGCGCAAAGACAUUGUCUCAUCCUCCAUGCCAAGGCCAAACAGAGAGGAGCCUGUGGACAGCCGGACGCCCGUGACCGAGAGAGUGAGCUGACUUUACACAAAGUGGAUUGCAAAGCAAACCAACAAGAAUAAAGGCAGCUGUUGUCUCUUCUCCUUAUGGGUAGGGCUCUGACAAAGCUUCCCAAUUAACUGAAAUAAAAAAUAUUUUUUUUUCUUUCAGUAAACUUAGAGUUUCGUGGCUUCAGGGUGGGAGUAGUUGGAGCAUUGGGGAUGUUUUUCUUACCGACAAGCACAGUCAGGUUGAAGACCUAACCAGGGCCAGAAGUAGCUUUGCACUUUUCUAAACUAGGCUCCUUCAACAAGGCUUGCUGCAGAUACUACUGACCAGACAAGCUGUUGACCAGGCUUCUUAGGGUACGCCUGCACCUCCCCUCCCUUCCACACCUCCCCCCCAGUGUGGUCAUGAGGGACAGAGAGCAGUUGAGACGACACGCCCAUUUUCGCUGCCAUUGGUACCCCAGUCACAGCUCUCCUCUCCCUUCACCCUGCCCUGCCUCCAGCUCCCCCACUCCUACCCAUACUGGGACAAGGAGGUGUGAGGCCAGAGAGACAGAUUCUUUAGAAAGAUGGAGAUGGCCAGUGGCUACAGCCCAUGUGAUCCCACCCAAAAUGGCACGGAUCUGGCCCCACACCAGCCCCAUCCAAAACCGACAAGGACAUUUCACAGGACAGGGAAGUAGCACCUGUGCACUCCAGUGCUGGCAUGGCUGGGAGGGAGUUGUCCUUUGAGCUGCUGGGUGUAGUCUGGCCUAAGCCACAGGAGAGUAUGGCCCACAGCCGUCCUCCAGUGGGUGGCGCUAGAGAGAAACCGUGGAGGCAGCAGGAUGUAGCCGGCCCUCUGGCCAGCCAAACACGCAGGGGACCGGAGGGAUUCCUAGUCGCUCUGAGCAGUCUGUAACUGGUAGUGACAGGUACAGUGAACAGGGCCAGGGGUAGGGGUAGGGGGCCAAGGGGAAAGAGGGAAAAAUGUUCUUCCAAAACUUUCCAAUUCUACUCCUUUAGGGACAGCUUAGAACUAUUUGCACUAUUUGAGUCUUCAUGUUCCCACUUCAAAACAAACAUGCUUUGAGAGCAAACGGGCUUGAGUCGGCAACACUUUGUCUGUCAAGGCACAGACAUGACAGUGUUUAGAACUACCUGGAUAUGUACAUACCUGCGCUUGUUUUAAAGUGGGCUUAGCACAUAGGGUUCCCACGAAGCUCCGAAACUCUAAGUGUUUGCUGCAAUUUUAUAAGGACUUCCUGAUUGGUUUCUCUUCUGUCCCAUUUCCUCUUCUUUCAUUUCAUCUUUUCAUUUCUCCCUUCUUCCUCCUCGUUCAUCCCUUCUGUUCCAGGCAGCCGAGUGCCCCACUAUACCCCAAGCUGAUGCUGGUCAGCUCAGGCCCCCAGAACUCACCCGCCUCUGGCCUUCUGGCUGCCAGCCCCACCCCAUUCCUAGCCCUGAGGAAGCGCCUGGCUCUGCUGAGUCUGCCUGGCCUUACCACCUUGGCCUCUCUGAAGGGGAAGAGAGCAGCAAGGUCUUCCUCUCCUAGGGACCCCCCCAUCCCUGGUCAGACCCCAGAUUCUGGGCCUUCCCAACUUUUCACUUGAGAGAAGCAGGUGGGAGAAGUUGGAUGGGAUGUGGAUUUGGGAGCCUAGGGCAGCAUAGAGGCCUCUCUGGCCUAUCAGAAUUAUCAAAUGACCCAGCCCUGACCUUGGCCUUUGCCAGGCCCCACUAGCACAGUCCAUUGAGACAGGGCAGCAGGUAGAACGAAUGCAGAUGCCCCCAGCCCUAAGCUGGGACCAGCGCCUAGCCCCCUGCCCCGCCCCUCUGUUCCUCCUCUACCUAGGAGGGGUUCUUUGCUGACAGGAGAGGUUUGGCUUCCCCUUGCUGGAGGCUGGGUGGGGCCAGCACAUACACAUCUCCACAUCCUCGCCCGCCUGGAAUAUGGGGUGGGGACUUCGAGGCUUGGGCUUCCCGUAGUGUGUUAACUGAUGAGUUUUCCAUCCUCCGUUCAGGAAGUCCUUAUCUAGCUGCAUACCUUCAUCAUAUUGGUAUAUCCUUUUCUGUGUUUACAGAGACGUCUCUUAUAUCUAAAUCUGUCCAACUGAGAAGUACCUUAUCAAAGUAGCAAAUGAGACAGCAGUCUUAUGCUUCCAGAAACACCCACAAGCACGUCCCAUGUGAGCUGCUGCCAUGAACUGUCAAGUGUGUGUUGUCUUGUGUAUUUCAGUUAUUGUCCCCUGGCUUCCUUACUGCAGUGUAACCAUGAAGGAGUGAAACAUUCUAGAAACUGUCUAACCCUUCCCUGCCAGUCCUUAGUGAUCAGGAACCAUAGUUGACAGUUCCAAUCAGUAGCUUAAGAAAAAAACGUGUCUGUCUCUUCCAGAAUGGUUAGAAGCAAGGGAGUUUGCCCCUUUGUUUGCAGUCAUAGUUGGCCUUUCUAGCAUUUUUGUAUCCAUUUCCUUAUGCUGCACAAGCAAGUCCCACAACCAAACCUGCUGUGCUGUCGACCCUCCAGGCUUCACUUCUGACUUCUCCCCAGAAAGGGAAGGGGGCUCAGAGGAGGGGGCAAGUCCUUCCAGACCCCUCUUCCUCCUAGGACAAAGGCUCCUGACCCUGCAGUGGCCUCGCAUUCCUGGCAGCUCCAGAGGAUGCCUAUAUCUGUACAAGCAUGGCGUACAGCCAGUUUGUCAUGGAGACGCCGUCCACUUUGGUCAGGUUUUUAUGCACAAUGCUUAGCCAGUGAAAGUGGCUCCUGAAACCAGUGUCAGGAGCUGGCCCCCCAUUGGCUCAGUCCCAUCUGGUCCUGGGGAGAGUGGUACAGGGCCCACCAUGCCCCUGCUUCACGCAGGACAGUUCAUUCAGAGGCUGACUGGGCAUUGUGGUCGAGAACACAGCAUUUUCAGGUGGUUUUUUCCAGCCCAGCCCGCCCUGCAGCCCAGUGGCUCCCCAGCUUCUUCCCCUAGGGUUCCAAAGCUGCAGGCGGCACCUGAGGCGCCUUACAGUCUUCUUUCUCUCCCUCUCCUUUCUUCCUCAUUCCCUCCUCUUUCCCAAAUAAAGGCAUAACAAGUGAGUCACCUUUAAGCAGGCCGUCUUGGUGGUUUGUCGCCCUGGCAGGCAGGUGCCCUGCAGCUCCCCGCCACCCCUCUCCUGGGGUCAGGUAGACAGGAGGUUGGAGGGAAAGCCUAAGCCACAGGAUUCUCUCAAGCUGUGUUUGGCCCAGUUUGGGGUGUGACCUCAAUUUUGUGUGUCCUUGUAUACUAUGAAAUUGGGGGGGGGGCAGCAUCUUUUAGGGACUGAAGAAUACAGGAAUUGGCCAACAGCUUUCAGAUAACCUGUGGGGCUAGGUCACAGUCACAUUCAGCCUCCCCGGCCCCCGUUCUAGUUGUUAGCUACUACCUCCUCUCCCAGCGCAAUUCUGUGUGUCCUUGAGCUCCCACCACACCUGGCCUGGCUCAGUCCUACCCAUUGGUGGGCUUGUCCCAACCAGUGGAAUUGCCCACCUUGACGCUGCAGUGCACUGGGGACACUGGGCCACCACCAGGCUCUAGUACAGCUCCCUUCUACUGGUGCUGUGUUCCCAUAUCAAAAUGCACAAGAGACAACUAGAAAUGCCAUGUUCCCCAGGCCACCAGUGCCAAACCAAGGAUCCCAGCCCCUUAGCUCCCAGGAAGCUGAAAGCCAAAGGGGUAGCCUUGGGGGUGCUGGCCCCAGGUGGGGUCUGGACACCCCAUGCAGGUGCAGGUAACAAGUUUGUUCAGUGGCAUCAUUCCAUGCUAGAGGUCACUAACAGUGGCAGUGGGACCCGGAGCAGCCCCAAGUUGUCACAUGCUGCUCCGCCCAGCUUGUCAUUACUGUGGCAGAGAUCAUGAAAGAGGGUACUAGCUGGCAACAAUGUUUGGUUGGAAAGGAGUUUACUUAGCUGAUGAGACUUCUGGAUUUUAAGUAAUUUAAUAAACAACUCAAGCCCCAGAGGGAGCAAAGGGUAUGAACUGAAUCCACCAGGGGAGGCCAACUGGACCUGGAGGAACCCAAGUGCAGUCUCGCAGCUGAGCUCUGCCCUUUUCUGGAACACCGGGGAGGUCACAGGUACUAGUUCUUGGAGGAGACCUUUGGCGCAUCCAUUCCUAGCCAGUGUCAUUGCCCCGGAUCGUUUCCUGAUGUAAGUUUCACACACUGAUUGUAGGAUCUACAGCCCAGACCUCAGGAAGUCAGCUGGGCCUAGAGCCCUGUGGGGGUUUGCCUAGCCAGCCCCCGAGUCCACUGAAGGUGGUGUAGGUGCUGGGGGGGAGCGGGGGGCAGGCUCCCUGCCCCUGGCCGCUGCCACACCCAAGGGCCCGCUCUGCUGUGCUCGCUGUGGGGGUUCCAUCUUUGCUCUUUUCAUCAGCAGACUCCACUCUAGUGGGUUUGUUCAGCCUCCAUUUUUGCUUUUUUUCUUUUAAGUAUUUUAUCAAUCUUCAGAAAAGGCAUAGUCAAUUGUUAACAAAUUGCUAGGAUACUGCCUCCCCCAGGGUCUAAAGUUACAUAUUAAAGGGGAAAAAGUGAAUGACUGAAACUUACUCUGAACAAUUCAGAAGGAAAACCUAGAAAACAUUUGACAGAAAAUAACAUUUUGCUGUUUCUGAAUGAAUAAGAGCAAGUUCUUGCAAAAACGCUGAUCAAAAAAUACCUGGAGCCUGACAGUGCCGCAGGUGAAAGGAGGUCCAGCCUGAAGCCAUUGGGUCUGAGACUUGGGGCCAUCUUGUCCCUGAGGAGCCUGUCGCUCCUUGGGUAGCAGUCCUUGAGGACUUGGCUGCCACCCUGUCCCGUGGGGUGGCCUGGAGGUUAUUGGCCUGCCUGAUCCCAAAGCUGCACGAGCCCAGCCCUUGGUGUGGGAAGCAGAGUGUCACCAGUGACUCCGGAGGCCUGUGACAUUCUCACCACCCAGCACUGCCUGUCAGGAAAAACAAUUUCUAACUAAGGCCCAGGCAUCUAGGGAGAAGAGGGUGAUGUCUCCCCCUGGAACAAUGGUUGCAGCCUGUCCCGAGGACACCCCUGCACUGCUCUCCGUGCAGCCUAGGGCUGGGACAAAUGUUACUUCCUCUGAAGUGUCGAGGUGGGGGCUGCCGCCUGAGUGCCGGCUAUGCUGUGAGUCCUGCCCCUGGGCCAGUGGGAGGAUAGUGCAGCAGGUGAAACCCUCCUGCAGGGGAAUCUGGCCUUGGAGUUUCAGAGCACUUGGGGAACUUGCCAAUUGCCUUUGCUCCCUUAGCUCCCCCUUUCUAUCUUACCUUUUCUCAGGUUGUGCUCAGCAGCGAGAGAGAACGAGAGGAAAAGGCCAAGAGCCUGGGCUGCUGCCCACGGGUAGUCCCUAUCCCUGCAGUGUUUGUGCGUCAAGUGACAAAGCUGUUCUUCCUGGUGACCCCGAUCAUAUCCGGUAUCUUACAGACUAUACACAUAGGCCUGCUCGGUCUCCUCUAUCUGGGCUUUUGUUUUGCUUUUUAGUUUUGCUUUUAGAUUUUCUGUCCCUUUUAUUUAAUGCACUGACUAGACACACAAAGCAGUUGAAUUUUUAUAUAUAUAUAUCUGUAUAUUGCACAACUAUAAACUCAUUUUGCUUGUGGCUCCACACGUAAAAAAAGACCUGUUAAAAUUAUACCUGUUGCUUAAUUACAAUAUUUCUGAUAACCAUAGCUUAGAACAAGAGAAAAUCAAAAAAAAAAAAACCACAAACACACACACACAAAAACGACAAGUCUGUCUGCUGGUCACUUCUUCUGUCCAAGCAGAACUGUGUUCUUUCCUCGCUUCUUUCAAGGGCUUCCCUGUGCCAAGCAAAGGAGGCUCCAGGUAGCAUCCGGGUUUCACAGUUUCUCCUGCGCUGGUGAGAGGACAGUUCACUGCAUCAGUGGGCACAAGAGCACUCCUGUGCCUGGCUAAGGCCAUGAUGUACUUGGUACUGUCUGGUCCCCUUGGACCUCUGGGUGGGGCGAUGAGAGUCCAUGGGGGGUGGCCCAACCCAAGCACAGCACCACCCCCUCCAGUGACUCGGGCAGAGUGGUCCCGUGUGGAGAGUUGGCUCAGCAGACCUCCCUAUCGGCAGGGCUCCCACCUCAGUGAGUCUGGGGGCUGGAGGGGAGAUGGGAAACCUGUGGCAUCCUUGAAUGUGUGAGCCACACCACAUGGAACACCGGGGACCCCAGAACCACGUGCAAGAGUCCAGUGGGUCUCCUCCAGGAGUAGUGAAGACUCCAGAAACAUACCUUCUCCCCCAUCCUACGAGUAAUUGCAUUUGCUUUUGUAAUUCUUAAUGAGCAAUAUCUGCUAGAGAGUUUAGCUGUAACAGUUCUUUUUGAUCUUUUUUUAAGUAAUUAAAAACACCAAAAAAAUGCAGAAACUUGUUCUUCCAAAGCAGAGAGCAUUAUAAUCACUGGGGCCAAAAGCUCCCCUCCCUGUGUCACUACUGAGGCCUGAACCAAAAGAAAAAUGCUUGUAGGCCCGUUGGUGGCCAGGCUAGCUGUGGGCCCCUCAGAGGACCUGGGCUGGGGGCCUCCAGGCCCACUCCAGCCUGCGUUCAGUAUUAGCACUGGGUCUUGACAUCCUUUCCCACCCAGCCUGGCACUGGGGCAGUGGAGGCCAGGAGGCUGUUGCCGCUGAUGUUUGGCCACUAACAGGUGGGAGUCUGCAUGUGUUCACAGGCGUGCUGACCGAAAUCUGAAUCGGCGCCCAAGUUAGCCUCACCUGGGGACCUCUUGUCCUGCCCGGAUGGAGCAGGGGCCACCCAGUUCAGUGUUUCUGGGGAGCUGGACGGUGGAAUGCAAAGAAAGGCUUGCUAGAACUUGAAGCCUGCUCCUUCCUUUGCUAUCAAGGCCUCCUUUUCUGUUUGAUUUGUCACUGCUUCAAUCAAUAACAGCCGCUCCAGAGUCAGUAGUUGAUGAAUAUAUGACCAAAUAUCACCAGGACUGUUACUCAAUGUGUGCCGAGCCCUUUCCUCGCGCCGGGCUCCCAUGUACCCUGACACUGUAACGUGUGCUGUGUCUGCUCUCCUCCCCUCCUCCCUCGCCCUCCCCUUGUCUUUCUGGGGUUUUUCUGUUUGGAUUUGGUUUGGUUUUUACUUCUCCUUUUAUGUUCCAAACACGAGGUUCUCUCUACUGGUCCUCUUAACUGUGGUGGUGUUGAAGCUUAUAUUUGUGUAAUUUUUGGUGGGUGAAAGGAAAUUUGCUAAGUAAAUCUCUUCUGUGUUUGAACUCAAGUCUGUAUUGUAACCAUGUGUAAAGUAAUUGUUCCAGAGACAAAUGCUUCUAGACACCUUUUCUUUACAAACAGAAGAAUUUGGAGGGAAGGGAUGGUGACUGAGAUGAGCGGGGCUGUCCUUUUGCCCCAGGAGGGAAUCCCCAAAGAGAUGACCCCUGUCCAGAUCAGCCAGAAGCCACCCAAAGAAGUUAAGCCCAAGCCAACGGACUGAAUAGCUAAUGUGUUGCCAUUUUUGAAGUCAGAGCAAAACCAGGUUUUGUUCUACCCACUGGAUUCUUUUUGCCCUUUUCCCCACCAAGAGUUACUAGCAUCAUUAUUAUUUUUAAGGACAGUCAAGGUUGAUGUUUCUGUGAGGGGAGCCAGGAGGGGCAUGGGCAGAACUGGCCUUGCCUUGGUGGGAAGGAGAUGGGGCGGGCCUGAGUAGCAGGGCUCAGACCUGGGUGGUCAUCUCCCUGGACACCUCCACUGUGGCCACAGGUCAGGUCUUUGUGGAUAGGGCAGACCGGCCACUCUCUGCCUGACACAACUCUUCAUGGCAGGCCCAGACGGUGGGCAUUACCAUUCAGGCCACCUCCCCUCCAUCCCACCCUGCCCUGCAGUGCACAGCCCGGGGACAUGGCGGCAGAGGGGGCUUGGCACUCUUUGCUGUCAUCCAAUCCCCAGCAAAGUUUGCACACAAAGAAACCCCUCCCCUUCCCAUGGCAAAGCAGAUCCUUCUCAGAGAAGCCAUUACCCCACCAGACAUUGGGGCUUAUGAAACAGGGACACCUGGUGGCCCCUCCUCUGAAAGGCAAGGAUAGUGCUGACUAGUGACUGUUUGCACAUGGGGUUUAGUAGCAGGAAGAACCAGUUCGGGUGGCUGCCCCUUCCCAAGUCACAGUGACACCGGCCACCCUGUGCAGAGGAAGCCAGCUCCAGCCCAGAAGCCCAGCUAAGGGUAGGGGAGGUGUGUGUGAGGCGUGGGGAGCUGCCCAGGACAGACUUGGCUGGAGAUGCCUCGAAAAGCCCUCUAUCGCAUUCACCUUCAGUUUUUGUGUUUUGGGACAAUUACUUUAGAAAAUAAGUAGGUCGUUUUAAAAACAAAAAAAUACUGAUUGCUUUUUUGUAGUGUUCAAAAAAGGUUCUUUGUGUAUAGCCAAAUGACUGAAAGCACUGAUAUAUUUAAAAAAAGGCAAUUUAUUAAGGAAAUUUGUACCAUUUCAGUAAACCUGUCUGAAUGUACCUGUAUACGUUUCAGAAACACCCCCCCACACUGAAUCCCUGUAACCUAUUUAUUAUAUAAAGAGUUUGCCUUAUAAAUUUACAUAAAAAUGU